UCUAUUCAACAAGCUGGUGCAGAUCUACUGCACACAUUGCACACACAGCACACCUCCCCCAGGCUAUAAUUCCUUAGGUCAUUUCUAACGAUAUUCUUUUGACAAAUAUAUAAAGAAACAAUUUAUUGGUGUUCAUUGUAGGCUACUUGUAUUCUGCUUAAGAGCAUAAUGACAGCUUUCCACGAGUUUGUUAUAUGGGCUAAAUAAAUAGGGGUGGGUCAGGACAGGAGGGGAACAGGAAGAGACUGAACAGACAGACAGAGUGUUAAGUAGAGCAUGUUGCAACUUCAUGUCAACUUUCCACUUGUCAGGAGCAUUUGCUGAAGCGUUUUUUAACAGGGAAAGAAGUCAUGUUCAGCGUUACGUCUGUUCACCCUAGGAGAUGAUGGUAAUCAAAAGUCAUAUAUGAUAAGAAGACAAGACGGAGACAUUGGAAGUCAUCUGAGGGUAAACCAUCUCCUAGUUAAGCGUGGGAAGAAGGUAGGCUACGAACUUACACUGCCUAUCACAAAUACCUGGGGUGGUAAAUUAGAGGCAGAAGUGAUAGCUUGCACUGAUAUCAUAUGAAUAAUUGUAAAUGUAGAUAGUUUUGUGUUACUGGUUUUCAUCUCUUAGAUUGCUGAUAAACUUGUUUCAGAUCAGUGUUUGUGAUCUGCCAUUGAGUACAGUGAAGGUUGUGGUUUGGUUGGCCACUAGGACUUAGUCUACUGUACAUUACAAAACAUUCUUUCAAAACUAUUGUUGUUGAUGUUUUUGGUGAUGCUAUACCCUUAAUUUAUGAUGCAGUGCAAUGCAAUGAAUUAUUCCAGUAUUGUGGUCACUGAUUACACUGUCAUAUAUAGACUUUAAUGCUAUAAACUGGGUGUAACUGUUUGUCAUAGUGGAGACAUAUGUUUAAUUGUAUUUUCAGUUAUGUAUGUAAUUUAUGGCUUUAAUGAAAGAUAAGUUUGGUUUUUCAUAUUGUCAAAGUUCUGAUUUAGAGGAAAAACAAUGGAUAUGGCAGUGGAUGGACAAUCCACCAGAAAGGAGGACUUGGAACCUCUCUUCAUUUUAGAAGAGGGAGACGACAUUGACAGUGUUAUGUGCAAUACAAGUAAAGUCAACGGCCAAGAGACUGUAACGAUAACUCAACAAGACAAUGGAGAUACUAUUAAAGGAAACCACCAGCCUGUAGAGCAACUACAAGACUCGGCUGUCUGUGAGUCUGAGGACGGGACUGUAAAGAAGUCAGAAAUACAAGAAGAGGAGAGAGGGGGUGAUCCAGAGAAGAGGACACAGAGGGAGAUGGAGACCAAAGACAGCAAGGCUGCUGACAUAGACGUGAAUAUGGAGAGUGAAGCAAUGCUGAGAGCAAAGGAGAGCGUACCAGAUGAACCCUCAGCAGUGGGUGAGGGAGCAUCACACACGCAGACUGCUCCACGAGAGACAGACGCCACAGCCGAGACAAAAACAGAAGUCAUAUUAAGGCACAAAACACAACCCAGUGCAGAAACACCCAAAAAGUGUAAAGACUUUUUGAGUCCAGAUGAUGCACAAAAAAAGUGUAAAGACUUUUUGAGUCCAGAUGAUGCACAGAAAAAGGUCAACAGGUUAAGUUCUGAUUUCCCCGACGCUCUGUAUGAGCUGCUGUACGCUGUGCAGGAGGGCAGAAGACUGAAUGACCAGCGCUGCUCUUUCAGACUAGAACCGAGACGGAGAUGCUAUUCUGAGCCGGGAACCCCUCGCCAUAGUAACAGAGUCAUGUUCUCCUCGAUGACAUCACUGCAGAAGGAGGAGUUCUUUGACCUGGUGGCCACGUCUCAAGCCCGGCGUCUGGACGAUCAGAGGGCUGAGGCCGAAAGCAUUAUUCCGGUUCCUCCGCAGCCCCAGGCGCCCCCAGCCGAUGAGCCCAAAGCUUGUGACAGGAAGCUGAGUAUCAAGGCCAGUGUGAUGAAGAAGGCAACCAAGGCCCCACCUCCUAAAGAAGACCUUUACAAUAUGAUCCUCACAUCCCAAGCUCAAGGCAGACUGGAGGAGCAGAGGAGCCGAGCUCCUGGUCCGAUGGAUGAUGAGGACUUCUUCUCUCUGCUGCUGAAGGUUCAGGGUGGGAGGAUGGACGAGCAAAGGACUGAGUUUCCUGACAAUCACUGAGGGAAGUAAAGACUGAAUGGUCUUACAGAGCCAGACAUGCAAUACAAGAAAGGUCAACAUCAAGACAGCCAUGUAGGAAUUAUAUCUAAAUUUGAGAGGAAGUGAUAAGCAAAUUUAGUGAAAUCAUUUCAAUUUUAAUUUCAUUCGAUUUCUAAUGUUGUGGGCUGACAGAAGGCUGGAGGAGGGAAGACGGCAUUGCGGUUCAGAGCUGUCUGCAAAGUGCUGAAGUCACCUUUUGAGCAUGAAGACAAGGUUUGAAGAGACCACAGUCUGUUUGAGCUAACCAGCACUAGUCCAUCAUGCACAGUCAUGUCAGGCUAUUUUGUACAUUCCUCUCAUUUCAAUCAAACUUACUAUCAAAUGUAUUUGAAUGGAUGGUUUUCAGUUUGUAUGAGUGACUGUAUUUUUGGAUGGCCUUGAUGAUGUCUUUACGCAAUGCUUAUUGAGGCAGCACUCAUUUCAAACUAGUUUUACAUGCCUUAUUUAUCAAGUGCCUGAAAUCCAUAUAUUACUAAACUGUUACUGUCCUAAGAAAGUUGUAAAUAUAUUUGAUUGUUAAUGUUGGUAUACUGGUAUUACUGGAAUAUCCUCACGCUUGAAAAGGGUCAACACUGGGAUAUGUCCUGAACACAUGGAUUGUGUAAACAGUCAUGUGUUCUGAAAGAAAUCUUUUUGGAAAAUGUCUUUGACAUUCUUAUAAGGGGAGUGGAUAUCCACUCCUCUCUUGGCAGGGCUUUGGCAGUAGCUGAAUGUUUGAUAUUUUUUCUUAAAUAUGGUUUUAGAUUCCCUACAGAUCUGCCAAUGGCAUCCUCCCGAAGUCUCUGUGUUCAGGUGAUCUUAAUCUUGCUAUUUAAAAACAGAAUAUAUAUUGAAUUAUCAUAUGUCUGCAGCAGUUUCCUUUUGGAGGGUUCUUAAACCUGGAACAUUAUUCAGAUUAUUGCUACUGUGAUGAAGGCAUAUGUUGCCUUAAGAGCGCUGUGAGGGGCUGGGAAAUGGGAAAAUGCUUAAUUCUGAGAAACCAGUUUCUGUGCAUAACCAAACGUCAACAUGUACUGUAUCUUUGCCUAAUGCACAUGUAGACUGUUUUGGUUAAAGCACUAUUGCCAAA
Molecule: messenger RNA, 3238 nt
Organism: Alosa alosa (allis shad)
Lineage: Eukaryota; Metazoa; Chordata; Actinopteri; Clupeiformes; Clupeidae
Product: G-protein-signaling modulator 1
Exons: 4
Coding region: 991-2130 (379 amino acids)
Biological process (GO): regulation of inflammatory response
Molecular function (GO): GTPase regulator activity; protein binding
Source: RefSeq, a predicted model, not a curated record